GAGUCACCGGGACGACAGACUGAAUCGGGCCAGAGGGUAGCUUUAACCAGACAGCCCAGACCUGUCCAGUGCCUUGCCGGUUCCAGACUGGGUUUGUGUCAGAAAAGGAGCAAGACCAUGUUGGGGACGGUGGGACCUGUGCUGUGGAUGUUCUGUGCGAUCUGGGUGGCUGCUGAUGCUAUUACUGUGGAAACCACACAGGACGUUCUUCGGGCUGCUCGAGGAAAGAGUGUCACCCUCCCAUGCAUCUACAGCACUCCUGUUUCAGACCGACAGGGAUUCAUUCAGUGGGAUAAGCUUCUCAGAAGUCAAACGGAAAAAGUGGCCACCUGGACUUUUGAGACGAAGAAAUACACCUAUGGGAGCCGUUAUGAGAACCGCGUGAGAAUAUCUAACGAUGCCGAGCUGUCGAACGCCUCUAUCACCAUCGACCAGCUGACCAUGGAUGACAAUGGCACCUACGAGUGCUCCGUCUCACUGAUGUCAGACCAGGAUGUCACCUCCAGGUCUCGAGUCCGCCUCUUAGUCCUCGUACCACCCUCCAAGCCAGACUGCGGCAUCGAAGGGGAGACAGUGAUUGGGAACAACAUCCAACUGACAUGUCAUUCUGCAGAGGGCUCUCCGAGCCCACAGUACAGCUGGAAAAGUUACAAUGCCCAGAACCAGCAGCGGCCACUAGCCCAGCCAGUCUCAGGCGAGCCCUUGCUUCUGAAGAACAUCUCCGCGGAUACAGCGGGUUACUACAUCUGCACCUCCAGCAAUGACGUGGGCACAGAGUUCUGCAACAUCACCGUGGCACCCAGACCUCCCUCCAUGAACAUUGCACUGUAUGCGGGCAUUGCGGGGGGUGUCUUUGUGGCCCUCAUCAUCAUCGGGGUCAUCGUCUACUGCUGCUGUUGCCGGGAAAAAGAUGACAAAGCUCAAGAAAUGGAGACCGUGCGACCGGACCGAGCAGCUUACCAAGAGCCUAAAAACCAGCGGACAGAAAUUUCCAGAGAGUGGGAAGAUGAGGAUGACCGCAGGCAUGAGGACCAGAGGAGCUCAGGGCGUGGCUCUCCAGACCAGCCUUUCCAGUGA
Molecule: messenger RNA, 1077 nt
Organism: Rattus norvegicus (Norway rat)
Lineage: Eukaryota; Metazoa; Chordata; Mammalia; Rodentia; Muridae
Gene: Gpa33
Product: glycoprotein A33
Exons: 7
Coding region: 118-1077 (319 amino acids)
Cellular component (GO): membrane; plasma membrane
Source: RefSeq, marked provisional